Messenger RNA from Aspergillus thermomutatus, 1683 nucleotides. RefSeq lists its product as uncharacterized. The coding region runs from base 1 to 1683 and encodes 560 amino acids. Gene Ontology annotation, biological process: adenosine catabolic process; inosine biosynthetic process. The record is from RefSeq and is a predicted model, not a curated record. Lineage: Eukaryota; Fungi; Ascomycota; Eurotiomycetes; Eurotiales; Aspergillaceae. The transcript has 5 exons. Gene Ontology annotation, molecular function: adenosine deaminase activity.
AUGAAACUGCCGAGUCUCGUGGCAUAUGCGCUGUCUCUGUCGCUCACGGCGGCGAAAGUCAUUCCUGAUGACGCGCCGGAUCCGAAUGGCAGUGCCGUGCAGCGCCAUCUCAUGGCUCGAUCGGCCAUGAUCACGAUAGAAAAGAGGCAGCGACAAGACCACGAGUUCCGCCAGAAUCUGUCUGCUGUUGCUCGACAGGCGGAUGUCAUCGUCCAGGCGAUCCGCCAGGAGGAGAUUGAUGACUAUUGGCGGCAGUAUGGCACGUUCGAGCAUCCAGAGGACGAGCGUUUCGCCGGGGAGAUGUUCCCUCUGGCACGGCCAUACAUCAAUGCCACUAAGCUUUGGCAGAUUGUGAAGCGCAUGCCCAAGGGCGCGCUGCUACAUGCACACUUGUCGGCCAUGCUGCCGUAUGAAAAUGCCACUGUUGCUUUCGCGCAUGUCAACACGACGAUAGACACCUCGGUUGAAACGAUCUCCUCGGCAGACUACGUUCCCAACACCCAGGUCUCGGUUCAGAUAGCCGCCGACCAGUUCCCCGGUGGCCGUCAAGGCUUCAUAGAUUUUAUGAAGUCCAAGCUGACUAUCCUUCCGGAGGAUUCGAUUCGCCAUGAGCUGGGUGUGGACGAGAUCUGGAGACGAUUCCAAGCGUGCUUUGGUCCCGCGGAUACCAUGCUAAACUAUGAACCUAUUGUGAGGACGUUCUACCAGAAGCUGUUUGAACGCUUAGCCGACGAUGGCAUCAACUGGGUGGAAAUCCGCAGCGGCGGAUCAAGCGGUAAACUGGUCCAUACCGGCCAGGAGGACACCGAUCCCGAUCUCGAUGUCUGGUGGGAUGUGAUGAUUGACGAGAUUGAGAAGUUCCAGGCUACCGACAAGGGGAAGAAUUUCUGGGGUGCCCGCGUCAUCUGGUCAGACACUCGAAGCAAGAACCGGGAGAAGAUCACUAAGAGCAUGAAGAUUGCCCUUGAGCGCAAGCAAAAGUUUCCCGAGCUGUUCAGCGGUUACGAUCUGGUCGCACAGGAGGAUCUGGGUCGUCCGCUGUCUGACCUAGCCCCCGAGCUGAUCUGGUUCCGGGAGCAGACGGAGUACCUGAAUCUCACUAUCCCCUUCUUCUUCCACGCCGGAGAGACCCUCGGUGACGGCAACUCGACCGACUACAACUUGGUGGAUGCCGUUCUCUUCAACUCCCGCCGCAUCGGUCAUGGUUUCUCCUUGUACAAGCACCCCACGCUCAUCGAGGAGGUGAUUGAAAAGGCAGUUAUGGUCGAAGUGUGCCCAAUCUCCAACGAAGUGUUGCGUCUGGCGACGGAUAUCCUCCACCAUCCUCUCCCCGCGAUGAUUGCUCAUGGUGUCCCCACCGCCAUCAGCAACGACGACCCGGCCAUUCUCGGACAGGAUAUCGCAGGUCUGAGCUAUGAUUUUUAUCAAACCAUCCAAGGGUUCGAUAACAUUGGACUCGCUGGACUGGGAGCUCUGGCGCAGAACAGUCUUCGCUGGUCCAACUUUGAGGACCAGUCCGAUGCUGACUGGCUUCGAGACAUUGACCUGGCCGCACGAGGCGAUGGUAUCAAAGCCCAGCGCAUCCAAUACUGGAAUCAGCAGUGGGAGGAGUUUUGCCAAUGGAUCGUGUCCGAGUAUGGUGAUCAGUAUCCGCCCGCCCAGGUCGCCGCGGUCGCCCACUAG